This is a messenger RNA of Cladophialophora psammophila CBS 110553, 774 nucleotides long. RefSeq lists its product as uncharacterized. Lineage: Eukaryota; Fungi; Ascomycota; Eurotiomycetes; Chaetothyriales; Herpotrichiellaceae. The transcript is spliced from 3 exons. Gene Ontology annotation, cellular component: cytoplasm. The record is from RefSeq and is a predicted model, not a curated record. The coding region runs from base 1 to 774 and encodes 257 amino acids. Gene Ontology annotation, molecular function: oxidoreductase activity, acting on the CH-OH group of donors, NAD or NADP as acceptor.
AUGAAGAUUUUCAUUGCUGAUCGCAAUAUCGAGGGUGCCGAAGAAGCCGCGAAAGAGCUUAACAAGAACGGCCAAGUUGCUUGGGCAGUGCAGGUCGACGUAGCGGACUGGGACUCCCAGCGAAAAGGAUUCGAAGCUGCCGUCAAUAAACUUGGCCAUAUCGAUUAUGUUUUUCCCGUCGCUGGGAUUACCGAGACAUCUUGGCUUCCCAAUCGACCAAACGCGACUGUUUUUGAGAAGCCCAACCUAUCUGUUUUCGAGGUCAACGGGACUGGAGCCCUUUACACCUCAGCACUGGCGAUCCAGCAGUUUCGCCGCCAGCAGCCGAAUAAGUACGGUUUUCGUGGAAAGAUUGUGGCAGUGGCCUCGGCAACCGCCUUCUACUACAUUUCAACCCUACCUAUCUACACCGCUUCGAAGCACGCCGUCGUCGGUUUCGCGCGUUCAUUUGGCAAAUACUUGCCCGAAGAAAAGAUCACCCUGAAUGCCAUAUGCCCCAAUAUCGUUAGGACGAACAUCUCCACAGGGGAAUUUUACCAAAACGCCGACGCCAGGGGCCUGUUGAUACACGUAGACUCCCUUGUGGAAGCCUUUGAGUCUCUGCUGGGCGCGAGUGAUGUCUCUGGCGAGGCCAUCGAGAUCUUGCCUGGCAACGAGGGGCAUAGGAUCAAGGAAAUUCCUGAGUAUACUAAUGAAAAGGUCAAGGAGAGCGUGGAAUUGACCCAGAACCGGUCGCACAGGUCGCGUAAGUUCCAUGAACCUGUUGAGACAUAG